AUGGGCAUGAUCAACGAGGCGAAACCCUCAGGAACUGAAGCGUUUCCAAUCCCUCCACGUGCGUCCAGCCCUACGUUGAGCGAGGCUGAGUUCGACCUGCACGCUCAACUGGCUUCUUCGUUUGGCAGCAACAGCGAUCCUCGCAUGCUUGCCCAGGAUGGGACGCCCCUUGCAGAACGCAACCCUUCCUGGAGGGGCAUGCGUCAGGCGUCAGCUGGAGACGGGAAGCUUAUUGAUACUACAGGCCAGCCCCGAAGAGAUUUCGCUAAUGCUGUACUGCCUGAUAAUCCUCCUCCGGCUGUCCCGCGUAAAUCCAGCAGGCGGCGAUUGGCAGCCAGGACGACUGUUGAAGUCAACCGUCUACCGCGAGACCAUAUCGCUUCACAGCUGAAGCGAAAGUCCUUUCGCACGAGCAGAACAUUGACACUUAUGAUUCCGCAAUACAAGCGUUCCAGUGUGGACCUGGUGUUUUCUCCGCGAGCUGUUUCUACCAAAACCACCAAACCACCCAUUACGUCUGACGGAGCUGAGAAAGUCAUACUCAACAUCUUCCAACAUCUAGAUCACUUCAACGAUCUUUUCGCCGCAGCCUCCAUCAACCGAGGCUUCUAUCGUGUGUUCAAACGUCAUGAACUCGAUCUCAUCAAAUCUACCUUGCAAAAGAUGUCACCACCAGCCUGGGAGUUUAGAGAGAUCGCCUUUCCUGGACACGAACUUCUACUUGCAGCAGACCUUGAGACGACACGACCUGCAGAGGAGUACACCCCAACUUCAUAUCUCAAGCUCCAGAAGCGAGACAUCCAAGUCAUCCGCACAAUCAAGUUGGAGAUUAUGGAGAAAUGCCAGUCCUUCGUACGACCAGAGAUAUCAGCUGCGCUCAUGAGCGCCUGCCCAGCCGAGUCUGCUAGGGUUGACGAUGCGUUAUGGCGCAUAUGGACAUUCUGUAAGCUAUUUGGCUCGGGAAAAGGACGUGAGGAGGACAUUGUUGCGCAGAUGGACUGGCUCAAUGGUGGUAUGCUUGUCCAUCAGGCGACCUGCACCUUCAGCAUGAUGAGCACAGACCUCAUGAGCGACACAUUGGUCGGUGCACCUGAGUGCUUCGGGCAAGGGAACGAAGGCGGCCUUACCGCCGAGCAACUCUUCGACAUGAUGGAACUAUGGACCUGUCUUUCCGUCCUGCUACAAAACUUCGAAGGGCGCACAGUUCAAGCCCGACAAGCCGGUAUUUACGACAACACCGACAUUCGUGGUGGCGAUAUUGAUGGCGAGGAGAUGAUGCUUGACGAAUGGAUCUACCACCUCCUCACCUUUGGCCUUGAUACUGUUCUCAAGCUCACUGGCCCGUUCCACCCCUCGGAUCCCAAAGCCUUUGUUAUUGCGGCGGAGAACGGAUGGGUCAACUGGAAGCCUCCUGUGCUUGACGGUACACGACAAUACUUCCUCAAAGAAGCAGCCCGACGCGUCUACGAAGACAAGAUUGCGCAUACCUAUGCUAAGAUCUCAAUCCGCGACGUGCAGCGCCAACAGUCCAAGAUACGUAUUCAGAAACACAUUGACGAACUCAAGGAUCGCAAAAGGAAUGGUGAGCAACGACCAAUGGUUCUCAGGGAAAGACCCAUGUCAGACUGGGAUACUGUGAUUCGAAACUUGACACGCCCUCCUCUACCACCACAAGGCCCGGGAAAGGACAUCAUCACUCAUGUUCCGGCACUGAGAUCAUCUUCUGUGGAAGACAUACCGACAUCUGUGCCUCUUCCUAGAUCGAGGUCGACAUCCAGCAGAACAGCUUCACCACCUCGGCGAACUGUGGCUCAGCCUUUGCUCCCAUCACCGCCCCCCUCCACAGUUCCUAGUAACCAUGAUCGACAUAGCAUUUCGUCAAUCCUAGCACCUAUCAGGGAACGGACACCCUCACCGCCACGUCGAACGGUUGCUCAGCCCCUUCUACCAUCUCCCUCGGUCACAACAGUCCAGAGCAACCGCGAUCUAUACACCAUGGGCAGUGUAUCAAGCGCAAGCUCUCCACCCCGCCGCAUGUUUGCUCAGCCGCUUCUGCCGACACCCUCCGCUUCCACGGCGACAAACAGUCGUGAUUGGCAUCGCUACAGCACAGGCACAUCUAUGCCUUCUAUCCUCGAGGAUCCAUUACAUCAUCCUCUGUCCGAACCACCCGGACCGCCUCACCCCGCAUUCCGCCCUCAUCCCAUGUCAAUGCCUUACCGUGGCCGCCACAUGCGUCAGAGUAGUAGUCAGUCAUCUGCCGGAAGCUCCACUCCCAGAGGUGGAGCCCUCCAACAGCACGAACAACAACACCACAUCUAUGGAUCUCGGAGUCAUGAGAACACGGCCGAUAAGGCCAUAUGGCGGAUUGUCGAGAUGGGUUUCACAGCCGAGCAGGCCCGAGAGGCGCUAAGGUUAACCGAUCUGGGAGACGGACUGAGGGUCGACCGAGCGGUGGAAUUGCUGCUUAGUCGGCAGACAUGA
Molecule: messenger RNA, 2484 nt
Organism: Alternaria ethzedia
Lineage: Eukaryota; Fungi; Ascomycota; Dothideomycetes; Pleosporales; Pleosporaceae
Exons: 2
Coding region: 1-2484 (827 amino acids)
Molecular function (GO): protein binding
Source: RefSeq, a predicted model, not a curated record